This is a messenger RNA of Paracoccidioides lutzii Pb01, 1164 nucleotides long. RefSeq lists its product as hypothetical. Bases 1 to 1164 code for a protein of 387 amino acids. The record is from RefSeq and is a predicted model, not a curated record. The transcript has 4 exons.
AUGAGUUGGAGUGCAUCACAUCAGCAAGCCGCUGCUCCCUAUAAGCAUUUGUUGCAAUUUACAACCGUUUCUCAACAUGCUGCUUAUGAUGAAAGCAGUCCAAUCUCUUCUCCCAUCUCUGUCAGUGAUGGAUCACGACAGCACACCUCCCGCGAUUUAGUCACUAUUGAAGAAGAGGAUUCAAUCGCUUUUCCAUUUUCUCUCAACAAUGGACCACUUCAGCAACCCUGCAGUUCUUUAGAAGACAAGAAUACAGUUCCCGAUUGCUCACUGCUAUCUUCUGCACCUCCGCAGACAACUCAACCUCCUCCAUGUCGGCUUCAACAGCUCCUGGAUAAGAUACAAGAAAAUCUCGAGGAUAUUGUCAAGUUUUACAAUCAAUGGGAACUCAAUAGACAACAGGCAGGAGGGACAAGGUUAGAUGCCUACAAAGCGCUUAAGCGUGGAAUUAGACAGCUGAUGGCUGAGGAGAAGUGUGGGUUCCCUGGAAUAGAAGCGGCAAUACCGUUUACGUAUCAUUACUUUGAUACUCUCUCUUAUAAUGAACUUCACGAAUUUGCCUGCCUACUUGGAAAGGAAACGGGCAUACUCGUUACCCUCAGACUGGCUUCGUCCUGGGUUGAAAUGGGCCAAUCAAUAUACAAUGGAAGAACAAAGGACUUCACCCAGAAUCAGAAUCGUCUUGACCAGGAACUAAGCACCCACAAUGGGCUGCAACAAAAGGCCGUAUCCUUCCGGACAUUAGACCACAGUUCCCAAAUGGGACCAUCUCUGAAAUGCCUGUUGACACGCGAAAACCGGAAACCCGAGAGCUCAUCAGCGCACAGCAACUAUUCCCCGGAAACUUCUUCAAUGGAGCCUCAAAACUCAGCAGUCCUAUAUGCCUCAGAGCGGAGUCUCCCUCUGGACCUUGCAGAUAUCAUAGAUCCGAUAGACUUUGCAAAUUCAUUGACAUUUGCAUAUUCCCCCCAGAAUUCAACUCUUCUACCAUACCCUGAUAGCGCAUCACUAGAAACAGGUGCACGACCUUCAGUUUGUUAUGCAAACUCGAAUGCUCCAUACAUGUCAUUCCAAACAACAUACGCAAGUAAACUAAUAUGCGACCCAUGCAAAAACCAUCACACAUCGGAUAAUCAACCAGUCGAACUCUUGAAAUGGGGGUAA